This is a messenger RNA of Caenorhabditis auriculariae, 3972 nucleotides long. The record is from the annotation of a GenBank genome assembly. NCBI's taxonomy places the organism in Eukaryota, Metazoa, Nematoda, Chromadorea, Rhabditida, Rhabditidae.
AUGACGCGGGAUUCGCUUCGCCGACUUCUGCGUCUUUCGCAACAUCCGACGGCCGUCGAAGAACCCAACGUGGGCACAAAAGAAGAAGAAAAAUGAGAAGGGAUUUCAGAACGCCGCCGUUCUGAUUCUGCUCGACGGCAACAGUGAAGACGUCCGCGUUUUUCUUUGCGUACGCUCCAAGAACCUCAGACGGCAUCCUGGAGAGGUCAGAGCACUUUAUCGCUAGUCUGACAUGUUAUUAGGAGUUUCAGAGUUGCCCCUAUUGGGUUAAAAACAAAGUGGUCCCUAAAGUGGUUCAGAAUCUGACCACUUAGCCUUUAAAUCAAGUGGUUCCUAAAGGGGUUUUUAAAUUCAUAUAAAAACAUAGGGUUAGGUGAGAACAGCCCCUAGAGGGGCCGAAAAAGUGGUCCCUAUGGGGGUUUAAGGUUUGACCCCUUAGCCCUCAAAUCUUAAGUGGUCCCUAAAGGGGUUUUUCAAAUUCAUUUUUAAAAAAAGCGCUUUUUGAUUUAACUUUUCACGCAGAAUACGUAGAAAUUAUCGAUUAGAAUUUUCCAUAUAGAAACCACUUUUGCAGGCUUUAGUGGCCCUUAAAGGUGUUGGUGAAGUGCUCCCAGGGACCCCUAUAGGGACCACUCUUUAGUCAAUUCACGUUCUCUUUUCCAUCUUUUUUUUCAUAAAAGUAUCCAGAAAUAAUUAAAUAAAUUAAGGAACAAUAUCUGAAUUUUUCGCUUUUUCAAGUCAUAAUGCAUAGUGGGAAUGAUAAGAUUUUCAAGCUAAAAAUAUUGAAAAUGAAAUUUAUGAACAAAAUUCAAUGCGUCAUUUCUAGUACGUCCAAAAUUUCAAAUAUUCGGAUUAGCUGAGAUAUUCGCUAACAAUUGCUACGCGUAGGCAAUGUCAGAAGCAAGAAAAAAAAAGUUGGGCCGUUCAUCAACGAUGUUAAUGGGUCGUUUGAAGUUGAACAUCGAAAGAUUGAGAGAACCAAAAAAAAAUGAAACGAGCCGACAAAGAUGAACGACCAUGUGUCGACCAGCUUCUAGAUAGCUUCUUCAGUCACUUUUAACAUCUCAAAGACAGCUAGAACUGAUUUCCGAAAAAGAAAAUCGACUCAAUUAUCAGGUCUGUUUUCCCGGCGGAAUGAUGGAUCCAGAAGACGAAGACGUGCGCUGGACAGCUAUGAGAGAAGCCGAAGAAGUAAGUCAGCGGCUUUCUUUUUUUUUACAAGAAAGGUAAUUUUACUUUGCGGUUGGGAAUUUCCUGAAAAUUGACCAGAACACUCCUUGAUGUACCAGAAGAAGUUUCUAAUUGCAUAACUUCCUAGUGACACCUCAAAGUCAAAGAAAACUCUGAAAACACUUUAAAUAUCCAGCUUUUGAGUCCAUAUUUUUUGAAAACUAGGUAGUUUUGCAUGUUUAAGAAUCUUCUUCUGGAAGAUUGGAGAGUAUUCAGGCCAAUUUUCAUAAAAAAUCCCAACUGCAAAGUAAAAUGACCUCCCUUGUUAAAUUAUAAACCAGCUUCACUACACUGCUUGAAGCUAAAUUCAAAAUAGCCGCCGAAAAUUGAAAAUUACAACUUAACUUUGGAUCUUCAGAGAUUAUUUUGAAUUUGGCGAAAAUUACAUUGAACACGCAUGUGCGAGAGCGUCGCAGUGCAUGCACAAAACACACCGCAUUUUACGGAAAAAAUAUGGGCCGGGCGUCACCAAAAAAACGCCGUGAAUAAAAAAAAAUUUGCCUUUAUUUCGGAAAAGGAACGAAGGGCAUAACGGCAAAGACAAGGUUGCGCGGAAGCGAAAAAGAAAAACUCGGAGAAUAGCAAAUGAGAGGGUAUUAUGUACCAGGAAAGAGAAAAGAAAAGUUGAAGGUGUUUGGGGCGGCAAAGGCAAUAAAUUUGGACGGAGCCGCGCGCGCGAAAAAACGGCGGAGCGAUUAAUCGGAGGGUCGUCUUUCCUCGGUUGGCCGCGGUUCCCAGACGCGUCGUGCCAUUACCGCGCCACGACACGGUCUUCGUCGUUUCCAGAAGUGUCAACAUCGCGAAACACCUUCGAACCUCGUUGAACAUUGAAAAGCUCCUCGAAACGAAUCUCUGUCUCGGGCAAAGUCGGAAUGGUGGAUAAUGGCCGCUAAAAGGGGGAAGCUCGAAAAAGGUAGCGAAAAGAGUCCCUCUAUCGAGCCUUCCAUUUUUUAAAUUUUAAAGGCUCAAGAAAUGGUGGAAAAAGGGAGAGGCAGCAAAAAGGGUGCAUAAGAGCCGAUAAAAUAGCGCAAAAAGGCAGAAAAAAAGGAAAAUUUCUAUGAGACCUUUUUCCACCCUUCCCGACUUUGCCUAGGUAAAGAUUUCGCUUGAAAAUUAACACUUUUCUCAAAUCAAUUUUUUUCGCUGCCCCUUUGCCUCUGUUCAAGAUGUUAAAAUUUUUUGAAAAACUAAAUGUUUAACGUUAAAAUCAUAAUUAUUUGAAGCAAGUUAACUUGUUUGUCGAUUAUUUUCAAUAGGUUAAAUGUUUGCCUUUGUUUUGAUGAUUCACCUUUAUAGCAUUCACCCUGCGCAACGUGAAAACAGCCAAUAGGGACCACGGAGAUUUUCAAUUUUUCGGUCAGCACUCUGAGGGAAUAUGAACCAAAAUUGAUACCAGCAACAAACUUUUGCAGUAAUCAUUCCUGACCGUUUAAUAUUAAUAUAAAUUUUUACAGUACCAAAUUUAGUCUAUGAAGGAAUUAUAAAAAAGUGAUCCUGAGAGGUCAUUUGGAAUCAGCGUGAAAAACUACAUUUAAAAAAACUUUACCUCAUUCAGAAGUCUCCCUGCGAUCGGAGACUAUUGAUGCUACUUCAAACUAACGAGAUUUAAAAAAUUUCAACAACCAUUUUAAAAAAAAUUCAAGUUGAAAACUUGAAAAAAAAUUUGGAUUAUGCGAUAGUGCCUCUCGGUGUUUACACCCAAAGCACCAUAAUUUACGAAACUUAUCGACAAAACUUGAUACGCGUAUUAAAAAAAACCGCGUGAGAAUAUUCAGCACAAAGUAUUAAAAAAAGAAAACAAAAAUGUGCUAAUUUUGCAGGAAGUUGGAAUUUUGCCAACGGACUAUGAAGUCCUCGGCAACAUGCCGAUGUUUCGUGCCCGCUUCGGGAUCCUGAUCCAUCCGACCGUCGCUUUUUUGAGGUUGGAAUGGAAAUGAGGUUGAGCGUCAGUUUUUAUUUCCAGAAACUCAUGGGAACUGCGUCUGAAUCCAGAUGAGGUCGAGUUUGUCUUCUGGCUGCCACUUUGUAAGUUUUGCCAUCCUUCAAUCGAAAUAUUGAACCAAAUGAUUGAGCUCGUUUCCUGAAUGAUGACGUUCAUUCAUCCAUGCAGGUCGAUUCCCAUUAUCUCGUUCAUAUUUUUAACGUAAGCUUUGUUUCGAAAAAAUUACAGUAACAUUUUUCUGUUCAAAUAUGGUAGUUUUGCAGUUCCCUGAGGCAACCACCUAUGGAAUAACGGCGUUGCUGUGCAUUCUGGUCUCGAUGGGAGCCCUGCAGCGGAAGCCUGACUUCGACCUGCUUGUCGACUUGUCCGUCGCUGAUCUCCCUUCGAAUUCUGUCGCUGCCAUCAUAGUUCACGCCUACUCUGUUUGCAGUCAAAAAUUUUUCAAUACAGUCGAAAAAUUUGAGUUAUUUAUUUUUUUGAAAUGAAAAAAAUUUUUGGACAAAAUUUUUUUACUAUCGAUAUAUAAUUUUUUUAGCUUAAAAAAAAUUAUUUUUUUCCAUUCAAAAAAAUUAUAUAAACUUCGACAGUAUGUAAAUUGUCGUUGGCGGUGUAUGCACAAGAAACAGCAUAUUUGACGACAUUUUUGCUCUGGAAACGUCGUUCAUCGUAAAAUAAAAGGAUUUAUUGAAUUAUUCCUAUUCAGGAAAGAAACAGAUUUUCGAUAGAAAAAUACAUUAAUAGUGAUAAAUUUGUCAGUGGGCCCGUAUUGACAACUUGAGCGGAUCAAGAUGUUCUUGUAG